AAAAAACUUCUACUACUUCGUCCUAUGUAUAAAAAGAACUAUCAACGACCUCUACUUCGCCGAGGAGGCCCGCCACAAGAAGUAGUGAGUUACACAGAUGACGAGUGUCCUCCAAAGAAUGGCUGACGGCGGCAUCUGAUCUUCCUCACAGGUGACGCCUCAGACGGGAAGGUAAGACGAUGUUAGCACCAGGAAUAGCCACCUCCAACGCGAGCAGCGAUGCUCAUUAUGAGGCGUUGAGGCGAGCAUACGAUGAACGGGUGAAAAGCUUGUCGAGAAAACUGCGCUCGACUUCGGGAGGCGAAGGAUCAAGUAAAUUUAUGGCGAGGCGAAUCUAUAUAACCAUUUCCAUUAUGUUUUUGAGCUCAUGAUGACCUUGAGGACCCCACGAGUACUAGUUCGUUGUACUAGAUGAUGAUCUUGUAGAUAUAUUCAGUACCAGAGGACUAGAUGAUCAUCGAGUUGUUGUAAAAAGAUGAGAAUCCCGCAAGAACACGAUCUUGAUCCCCGCCUGCGCCUCCUGCUCCCCUACCUUCAUUCCCCUGACCACCGUUCCACCGAACUACUCGCUGGAGCAUCUUCACCCUCCUGACGAUUUCCCCGAAAACGAUGUGGCAAUGUGGCCAGGGUCAACCACAAGCACCCACGCACCUUCGAAUUCAGCCAGUGCCAUGGACCAAUUGGCUUUGGCAAGAGGCGGUGGAGGAGUAGAUGGGGAUGGAAUUUAUGGCGAUGCUCAGUUAUAGUGUUACUUUUUGUUGACUACUAACUCGUUUUUGAAGACUAUACUAGGUAUAAAUAAGUAUUGCUUUGUCAACAUCGUCGCAAUCGCCGUUUCGUCUUCUUCUAAGAAUAGCCUUCCUUCGAGCGCCUCCGCGAAGAGCAGAUCGACACACUUGUCGAGAAAAUGGGCGUUAUGUCUGACCAACGAGCAGCACUUCAAAAACACAACGCGGAACUCAAAAGCCAACUCGAGAAAACCAGCACAAUUGUGGUGGAACAGCGCAGAGAAAGGGAACGACUCGAGAAGCAGAUCGCGGACGUAGAGAAGCUCGCUAAAGAUGAGAGGGAGUUUUUGGAGAGGCAAAGGCUGGAAGAUACGAAGCGGAUGCAAGACGAACUCAGCAGAGCUCAUGAAAAAUGUGAGUUGGUCGAAAGCGAGAAUGGGAAAUUGAAACAGGAGAUAACGACAUUUGAAAGACGCUUGGAGAAAUUGCAGGAUGAAAGGAAGAACAUUCAGCAAGAAGUGAUAACGUGUACUUUUCUUAUUUUUGACGACCUCCAACGAAGAACCGCUAGAUGAAGAAAUUGAAAUUCUAAAAAUUUUUGACCUUUAUUCUAUCCUCUAGACCUCCACUCUACAACCUCCACACAACAUGACCACAACUUCAGUUUCCAAGCAUUCCGACUCGAUUUCGACGCAGCUAAAGCAAAGCCAAGACCUCCUCAAGCAGUCGGAGCUAGAACGACAAACUCUGCGGGACCAGUAUGUGAACGUUGGGGAGAAAUUCGAGAGACUCAUGGACCUCGAGGAAAAGGAGAAUGUGGAGAGUUUGCGCGAGAUAUCCAUGAAGCUUAAGUUAAGGCUCCUUCCCCUAAUUAUUCAUCUCCUCUAUUACAGGGAAGAUCCUUCAAACAUAUGCGCCCCAAUACAAGGGAGAUACUGACGCCCAAUACAAUUGAGGGAUUUCCACAGGGAUGAAGGGGGGCGGAGGGCUCUAAUUAAGGCGACGAAAAAUGAGAAGGAGAAGUUAAGGAAACGAACGGAAAAAAUCAUCGCAGAUUUGGAAGAAGCGUAUAAAGGAAAGGAUGUUGGUACUACCACUAGUAUGCUAUAAUGUAGUCUUGGACGAUGACGUCACUAUACCAUGUAUAUACCUUUACCUUUUUCUAUCUUUCCUAGGUAGGUUGGCUCCCUCCACCACAAACUCUACCAUGAUGUAGUCUUCGAUGACGAGUUGUUUCUCUUUUUCGAUUUCAACAAGAACUUCUUUGUUUCUACUUCUAGUCUAUGUCUAAGUCUAUGCUCCUGCUGCAUAGUUUGUUCGUUCUUCGCCCUAUCACAAUCACGGACGACUGUUCGUUCUUCUCCGUAUCACGACAAUUACGGACGACAAAUCUUCAUCUUCAGAGUGCGAGCGUCUCCAGGGCCUCCUGGACGAAGAACGAGCAAAACAUCAAGAGAGCGAACAGCAGAUGCUUGAAGCGCAGAGGAAAACGCUUCAUGAACAUAAUCUUGGUCUCGCGAAGUUGUCUGAGAUGAUGCCCAUCACGAGCCAUCAACAAAUCCUAGAGGAGACCAGAAGGCACCACCAAGGUGGCAUGCUAGAACUCGAACAGAGCCUCCGACAGCAGUACCAGAAGCAGUUGCAGCAACUACAGGCGUCGGACGAGAAGAAGCAAAAGGAGUUCCAGGACACUUUGUUGCACGUGAGGACCGGGUUGAAGAAACUAGAAGCGCAACGUGAUGACGCUGUGAAGAAGGGCAAACUAGUCGAGGAUGAAGCACUAGCUUUGCGUGCGGCUGUGAGGAAGGUGACGUCGGAAAAGAAGGAUUUGGAGGAAAGCAAGAGGAUAUUCUCCGCUUCAUUGGAAGAGGCGAACAGCAAUUUGACGCGACUGAGGGGGAUAUUGGUUAUGGCUGAUUCUGAUUGAGAAGAUCUUCAACAACUUCUCUUCCUCUUCUGGUAGCUCUUCAACGAAAAUUAUGCAUGACAUUGUUGAUAUCUGAUGUGUUGUAAGUAACACUUCUUGCUCCUCGUCGAAGACUUCUGUUUUUUUAUUAGAGUGAUUUUCAUUUUUGGAAGAAGAAGUACCACCUGUUUCUAAAUGGAAAGACGAGAAGCAAGGGCACCUGGCGCUCCAGCGCGAGACGCACGAACUGAAGAGGCGGAUCGCGAUCAAAGACGAGUUCUUGCAGAAGGAGCGUGGUGUCUUGAUGGACGACAUAGAGAGGACAGUUGGCAGCAAACUCAAGUGGGCUGAAGAAGAGACAGAACGCCUACUCUCCAAAACAUCUGCGGCUGACGCAGAGACGGAUCGACUACGACAGUCACUGGCGCAGAAGGACGCGAAAAUCAUCAAAAUGCUGGAUGAAAGAAGUGAAUUGGAGAAGGCCAGGGCUAGAGAUCAAGCGGUGGGCAAAAGAGCAGUGGACUUGUUGCUUCAAGCACAGCAAACGACGAAGUUGUUCGCGGAAAGUACGAGACGGGAGCUAGCCUUUUUGAAGAAGAUAUGGCUCACGUUGAGUCCAUUUCUGUGAUAAUACAAAAAGUAGACUUCUUCUUCGCUUCCACAAUGAUUUUUGAAAAAGAUAUGGGUGGGAUCAUCUCUGUGCUAAAGAUGUUGUUAAAAAGUAAAUAGACUUCUUGUCUUCUCAUCUAGUGAUCGUAUUCAUCAAUCACCACGCGAUACUUCGUGCAAGAACAUAAACCUUCAUAUUUUUUUCGACGAACUUUUGAUUCUCUUCUUUCGUAAAAAAUCUACUGAACUCCCAGCAUCCACCACCACAUCUUGUCUUCAUUCCCCACCGUCGCCGACGAAGUUCAAGCCCUCUUCCGGGACGCUCUAGAAACUAGACUCCAAGGCCUCCAACAGGCCAUAGCUCAGCAUUCACGGCAGCAGGAACGCGGAAAGCAGAUGCUGAGACAAGAGUUGGAGACGCACACUCACACGGUUUUGGAGCAUAAGCAACAGUAUCAGGACAUCUUGACGCAACAGAAAGCAGUGAAUAAACAAUUCGACGUUGUAACGAACGAAAGGAACGUGUUGAAACAGAAUUUGGAGAAAGCGAAGGAGAACGCAAGGCAGCAAGAACUGAAUAUCGAGAGGAUAUUGAGGUACUUGUGAAAUUUUUGAUUAUGCUGUUAGGUGGUAUCUUCGUAUCUAUGUUUAUGUAUACGUUCUUUGUGUAUAAUUUUCUUCCUUCACUUUCCUGCUCCCUCUGCAGCUGCACGACCUCCUUCACCUUCUAGUUCAACAAAGACGAGAAAUCUCAAUCAACAUCCACCAACUACUCACAACUACAACUUCACUUCAGCGCCAUCGUUGCGGGCUUUCCUGCGCUAGAGGAAAACAAGGACGCCAUACUGCGUUUCACACACCAGCAGAGUGCUGGUGGUUCAUCGCCAUCAAGGGCAGGCUCAACAGCGUCUCCGACUACCAAGACGAUGUCGGAGCUCAUCAAGGAUUUUCGUGCAAAGAUCCAAACUGCUGUUGAUGGUCUUAAAAAGAUGUCGCACGACGAAGCUGGGAAGUCGCUCAGUUACAAACUGAAGAACAUGGAAGAUCAGCUUUUACGGAGAGGAUUCUCGUUCUUGGUGUUGAUAGAAUUUCUGUAAAAUUCUGUAUGUAAUGUUGCAUUGUGGUCUUCUAAAUAUGGGUCCACCUCCUUAGUCUUCUUAGUCCUUGGUGCUGAGAAUGCAUUUCUGUACUUUUACGUCAGAGCACGCAGCAACUACAUUCCUCGUUGAAAAUUUUUGAUCGUCACCUCUUUCAUCUUCUGCACGCGAGCUUUCUAUCGCGAAGGAAGUGGAAAUCAAGAGCAAAACCGAUCACGAGAGGCAGUUAGCAGAGUAUGCAGUUCAGCUGGCGGAGCUUCGCGGAACUGUUUCGACCUUAGAGGAAAGGUAUAGACAAGCCAUGGCGAAGGCUGCAGGCCUCGAAGAAGAAGCAAGAGCGAAAGCGGAUGAUAUGAGGUACUCACGAUGGCGCCCACAGUGUCCUACUUCUUAGCGUAAUUUCUGCUCGCAACCGGCACGCCACUCUAGGCCGGUGGCCGUGCCAGCGGAAACGCGUCAAGCCCUGCGGCGCUGUUGCCUGGGUGUGCUUGCAUAGAAGUCUAAUAUUCGACGCGAAGGUGAAAGCAAGGCAGGGGCAAGGCCCGUGAGGGUGAGGACUCCACGACAAGACCCUGCGAGACGCGCGGGCAGCCCUCGCGCGGGUUGGCAGAUUCUUGGGCUCGGCGUCUGGCUGCCGUGCGGCGCCCAACUCGCGGCCACAUUUUGGCGACCCCGCCGGCGGCUUCGGUAGUUGUUGCGCAGCAUAAGAGUGAGGAGCGCGCUGGGCGCGGCCAGGCAGUGGGGCGGCGCUGUCUGAAGGAUGCAAGUCGAGUCCGCGGCGGUUCGCAAACGCCGGCCCCGCGUAAGAACCACACCCACAGCAGGGCCCGCUUGGCUUGGCAGGUGACGUAGCAGGUCGCCGCGCUGUUCUACAGGUCCGCCCCAGCUGGAUGCCUGGGCCUCGUUGCUCGAGUGUCUUACUUUCCAGGGCUGUUCUUCAUUCAAUCUGGAAAAUGGGGAAGGGUUCGCAGGACUUGGGGCCGCCGUGCAUGGCUUGCAGGGAUGCACUCGGGGUGGAAGUCGUGGGUUUGGUAAUAGGCAACUAAGCCGAGCGGUGCAGGGCGGCGGGUGGUAUGCAAGCAGCGCCCCCGACGCCCUUCCAUAUAUUGGCGAGAUGUAAGCCAGCGGGUAAACCCUUGCGGGCGGCGGGGCUUGCUUCAUUUAUGUAAGAGGCCGCGCAGUCAGCGAGCUACGAGCGCAGGCUUCUCGUGUUUUGCAAAGCCGCAACAGCAUGCGCAGCGGCUUUGCGCAAAUUCAGCGGGUUGCACUUUUGCGGUGAUGCAGAUGGGAAACGCAGAGGACAGCCGGACCGGUGGCGCCGUGUCUGGCGUGUGGCGUGACUUUUUCACAAAAAGCGCCGACUUCCUGAGCAGGUCGCCGCAGCUAGCAAGGCUGGCGCAAGAGCUACCUCUACCACAGGUGCCUCAGGUGCUGGAGGCUUUUUAGCCACAGAUCUGCUCGCCAGAGCUGCGCCGCCUCUCUAUGUAUGGCGACCACCAUAAAAGUCGCAGGGUGUUGCGGUCUUGUGUCUGGUUGGAAGACUGGCAACAAGUGGCGCGCGAUUUGCUCGCGGCUGACAGCAUUGAACUUGAAACCAUGCCAAGCAUUGAACUUGAAACCAUACCAAGCAAAACGCUCCAGGCCAGAACUCUCUGCCUCUGCUCCUCCUUGUUCGUCUGAUUUCUGGCUUGUGCCUCAUGGGUGGCUGAGCUACUCCGACUACUAACACUGACUAACACUAUUACGAGCAGCAUCGCCGACGCCGCACGUAACCACUUUACGGCUGGCAAUGUUUUCGAAGGAUACAGAUUGGCGCAAGCUUUUUGAUAAUUCGAAGAACGCAGCGAGAAGCCUCGCGGCUGUAGCUGGAUUCGAUGGCUAAGGCUGUUCUGCCAAAGCUUACUCGGCAGGGCUGUUUCUGGGGGUCCGCCUCCGCGUCUCAGCUACCGCGCGCUGCUGUUUUCUUGAGUGGCUAGCUACGCUGGUGGCAAGUUUUACGAUUGGCGUCUUUUGGUUUUCUUUCUUCUCGGGAUGCUUGCUGUGCUGGUGAUGAACUUUCUUGAUGGAAGAAGUCAGGGGGUGGAACCGUUCCACCGUUGGCGUUGGAUUGUUUUCGUUGCUGCUGCUUGGCGGAGAGUCAGCGCCGCGAAUGAAUGAGGGGCAGCCAUACAGUGAAGGCUGGAGGCAGAAGAGCAACGACGAAAGAGAAGAAAACAAAGGCCACUCGCUCGCUUUGGUCUCUCUUCGGUGCUAGAGUGUGUCGGUAGUCUCCACCUCGGUAGGGCCUGCCGAGUCCAUCUUGGCGCCUGGUCAGUCACUGCUGGCGCGGCACAGUCGACGGAUCUACGCCAGCGCGACGCCGCUGCGCCACCCUUGGCAAGCAAGAACUUGCAGAGCAGGCUUCGCUGCGAUUGGCUGCCAGUCUGAGCGCGCUCCUGGUCGUAUUCGAUCGCGCAGCGCGCAGACUCGGCGAAGCGAGGGAGCGAGCUGGCUUAGGUAGGUGCGCCUUGGUCUAAAGUGAGUCUUGUAUCUCUGUACACUCGCGCUUGCGGUGAGCUAGGACAUGGAUGCUGCGACGGGCUUUGGCUCGGUGGGCUGAACGGUCAACCGAGCUGAGUAGGCAGCUUGGGCGCGACGCCGUUUGCUGCGCGACGAUCUGCGGGCCCCAGGCUGAAGGCGUGGGGACUGGUGGCCAGUGCAAUCCAGACCGAGAAUGCCCAACCGAACGCCGGCGAGCCCAAUGCUGGUGGCCGCAAGUUGGAGCCUUUGAAGCAGGUCUCCCCCCAACUUGGGUGAUGGGGUUGAAGACGUCGCGUCCCAUGCCUCCGCCGUCCUAAGCUGGGUUCUUCUUCACUGCAUCCAAACGGUUGAGAACGAAGCUGCCUGGUUUGCGCAGUAUUAUCAUCGCUAUCGUGUUGUGCCUGGGCGACCGCCUGCAACCUCUGCGGCUUGCGUUGGCAACGUCUGGGUGGCCCUCUUGCUUUGCGUAUUGUCUAGGGGUUGCACCUAUUAAAGGCGCAUCGCUGUGGUUUUUCUUUCGAUUGAACUGCUUGAACUACGACGCAGGCGCCUUAGUUGUGUGAGGCGUACGCUUGACGCUCGGAAAGCGCGCUGGAAAAAACCCACGGGGCAAAAAUUAAAACGCAGCGGCGCGCCCAUUAUGGUGGCUGGAUGCACCGGGAUAGAGCUGAGGAACUCCGCACCUAGGGACUUGCCUGCGGAGCAGGUUCUCUUGUGUCGUAUGGCCGCUCGCAUUCGGGGGGCAUUUGGGCGGGGUCUUAGUUUUUCUGUUUGCUGUAUUUUCUCGGGCUUAAAGCUCUUUAGUUUAGGUAGGCUUCCACGCUUUGUUUAGGUAGGCUGCCACCACUCCUCGCCUCUGAGUGAUGACCCGGCACGCAGACAGCGACAAACAUGAAGCUGCCCGCGUUUGUCGGGCCCCCGACCCCGGGGUGCGUGGGAGGGUGCUAGUGUUGCUGGCUCUGUGUCUCUCCACUACAUGCCAUUGAAUUUCAAACGAGAUAGAAAAGGAAAUAGAAAUAUUUAUAUUAGAAUAAUUUAUAGACCGGAUGUAGAAGGAUGGACUUGGAUGGAUCGGAUGGGCCCCCUUAGAUCUUCCGAUCCUACUGGAAAUGGUGGGAAGUCCAUCCGAUCCAUCCGAUUCAUCCCAUCCCGGAGCUGGCAGCCCUAUCCAUCAUUCUAAUAUAUUAUAAAAUGAAAACGAGACUGAUGCAGCGACCCACUCUGCCUUUCUUUACUCCAACCCUACCAGGCAGCAGCAGCUCCGUCUGCAAUCUCUGGAGCAGCAGGCCGAAGAUUGGGAAGCCCGUGAAGCGGAAUUGCGGCAGGAGGGUGAAGUCCUAGUGGAAUUGGCGAAAACCGAAGCCGUGAAACCAGUAAAAGAACAGAUGAAAGAAGUAUUCAAAGAAGCGGAGAAACUCCAACAGCGAUUUGCGCAUGAUCUCGCAGAAAGAGAUCGACAGUGGGAAGGCAUGUUUGAAGAUAUCCGAAAGGACAGCAAUCAAAUCUUGACGCAGCGGGAGAAGGAAUGGGAGUCUAGAUCGCAGAAAUUAGAGCAGGAGCUCGAAUUGGCGAGAGAAAGGGAACAGGAACUUUAUGCAAGAUUUUUACAGAUUCAUCUUUUGUUCGAGGAGGUGCCUGCGGGAUGUUUGAUCUUCAUUCUUUCUACUUAACAAGUGGUUAGGUACACACAGAUUAAAGAAGACGAAGUUUUGUUCUCCGAUUAUUCUUGUUCUUUAUGACUCAUAAUGACCAUGAUCUCUAUCUUCUCAUCUAACUCGCAACCGCCGAGGUCGCCAAUGCCCGCCACGAAGCACAAGUCAAACAGCAGAACUGCUUGAGUGAAUUGGAUCAGGCCACGGUGAGCAGAAAACGCAUGGAGCACGAGUUGGAGCAGCAGAAGCGAGAAUUGAAGUUACGGAUAAAGACAAAAUUUGACGGACUACUUCUUAUCACACACCAGCAACUACCGAAAAUUAAUUUUAACACGAUUAGUUGUUUCUUCCAGCACAUCCACGUCCACCCCAGUUACAACUCUAACCUGAGCAGCGCGUGACGCUGGUGAACGUGAACGCAGAACCCUCAAAGAAGCUUUGGAGCUGAAGAACCGACUCGCAGAGGAAUUGCAACGCGAAAACAAGCGGCUUCAGGAUGAACGUGAUGAAGAGAUCGCUAAGGUGACGGAGCUGAAGGAAGACGAGCUUGCGAGGCUCCAAUCUGUCCUGAAAACGCAAUACGCCAAGCCGCGAACAGUGCAAGACAUCGUUUCGCAACAAGAAAAGCUCGAACAAGAAGCUGAGUCUUUGUCUAUGCGAGUGCAGGAACACCUGAGUAGAAGCACGGGGGCUACGCCACGAGCAGGAAGUGGGAGUGGAGCCACACCAAGUAGUGCUUUCGUAGGUUUCAGUGGGACAAAAGUCGUGAUGAACCAAGAAAAUAGAAAUAGUAGUUCGUCAGGAAGUGGUGCGAAUUCAGGGAGGGUUACGCCUAGGACGCAGCAGGAAUGAAGAGGGUGUAGAUGGAAAGUUUAUGAACGUUGAAGAAGUCGCUUUUUAUAAUUAACUACGCAUGGCCCAGGCAGAAGAUGAAUACUUGCGGGGGUAUUGUAUGUUGGGAGGCUUUCUUCAUGUUAUUAUUUGCCGGCCACGUUAUUUUUGAUCAAUAAAGCAGAUGGAGUAGUAUUUUUUCGUUUCACCAAGUCCAAAUAUUAAUCGAGAAUAUAUAAACAAAAACAGGAGAAGACGAAAUCCAUGUCCAAGUCUUUGAUUUUUGCUAGACUGUUAGAAGCACUCUUCGACCUACAAGUAGUUUCCAGAACACUUCAAGUCAGUUUUUGCUACCACGCUAACUUAUCUCAAUACAAGAACAGACGCAUAGAUGUUUCAUCGUAUUUAUUGAUGGAAAAAGUAAUAACGAUAUCCGAUGUCGUCCGAGUCAAAAUGACUCGCACUGACCGGGAUAAUGAGUAUCUAUUAUGGGCAACUGGAACUGUAAUAGAUUUAUUUCUGCGAGGUGGCUUUUAAUGCUCCUCGUCCAGGAAAAACGGGCCAUAAGAGCGCCCGGUGGUAG
Molecule: messenger RNA, 9926 nt
Organism: Amoebophrya sp. A25
Lineage: Eukaryota; Dinophyceae; Syndiniales; Amoebophryaceae
Source: the annotation of a GenBank genome assembly